AAGUAGUUUGCUGUUUCUCAGAAGUAGGAAGAGAAUCCAGGUCUCUUCUGUGUCUUGUGUCAGCCCACGUCGGGCGCCCGCACGCUUAAAGGAGACACUCGUCUCGGGCGAGGACCAGAGAUCAGCCGUGAACUGUCACUUUGUCUAGUUUUCUCUGUCCGAACAAGCUCUCCCCAUCGUCUGUGCCUAAGAAACAGCAACUGAGAACAGAAAGAGGCAGAAGAAUCAUCAUCCCUCCAAGACACGCCACUACCUUUGAAAUAACCCACGAUAUCCUAAAGAGAGAAAAUUUGUGAAGGAACCCCGAAUUCCAAACGUUGUUUCAAGCGGUGAAAUGACCGCCCUGAUCGGCAGUCAAAAAUAAACUCUCAUCCUCCCAGACCCCCACACACACACACACACACACAUAUACAGACGCAGAGACACACUCACACACGCUCACACACUCUCAUACACACACACACACUCACAUACACACAUAUACACACAUAGAGAGACACUCACACACACUCAAACACUCCCACACACACACACACACACACACACACACCAUGUCGGACCCCGCCUCGGACCUGCCCUUCUUCUACGGGAGCAUCAGCCGCGCGGAGGCGGAGGAGUGCCUGAAGCUGGCGGGCAUGGCGGACGGGCUGUUCCUCCUGCGGCAGUGCCUCCGCAGCCUGGGCGGCUACGUGCUCUCGCUGGUGUGGAACCUGCAGUUCCACCACUACUCCGUGGAGAAGCAGCUCAACGGCACCUACUGCAUCGCCGGGGGCAAGCCGCACUGCGGCCCGGCGGAGCUGUGCGAGUACUACAGCAAGGACCCCGACGGGCUGGUGUCCACGCUGCGCAAGCCCUGCCUGCGGCCGCCCGAGACGGCCGUGCGGGCCGGCGUGUUCGAGAGCCUGCGGGACAACAUGCUGCGCGAGUACGUGCGCCAGACCUGGCACCUGGAGGGAGAGGCCAUGGAGCAGGCCAUUAUCAACCAGGCCCCUCAGCUGGAGAAACUGAUCGCCACCACCGCCCAUGAGAAGAUGCCCUGGUACCACGGCAAGAUAGACCGCCAGGAGGGCGAGCGUCGCCUCUACUCCGGAGCGCAACCAGACGGCAAGUUCCUAGUGAGAGAUCGGGAGGAGUCGGGAACAUUCGCUCUCUCCAUGAUGUACGGAAAGACGACCUACCACUACCAGAUACUGCAUGACAAGUCUGGGAAGUACUCCAUGCCAGAGGGAACCAAGUUUGAUACCAUCUGGCAGUUGGUGGAGUACCUCAAGAUGAAGCCCGAUGGUUUAGUGACAAUACUGCGUGAACCCUGCGUGAACCCCAACUACUCUGCGGCUGCCACUCCAUCAGUACCCGGAGUUAGACGAAGUCUUCAAUCGAAUGGAUACACACCGCCACCUAAAGCCCCGGAGGGUCUGGGCGUCGACCGCAGGACGCUCCCCAUGGACACGAGCGUGUACGAGAGCCCCUACAGCGACCCCGAGGCACUGAAGGAGAAGAAGCUCUUCCUGAAGAGAACGCAGCUCAUGAUCGACGAGGUGGAGCUCGGCUCCGGCAACUUCGGCUGCGUGAAGAAGGGGGUCUACAGGAUGAGGAAGAAGCAAAUCGACGUGGCGAUCAAGGUGCUGAAGAGCGAAAACGAGAACAAGGCGGUGAAGGACGAGAUGAUGAAGGAGGCGGAGAUCAUGCACCAGCUGGACAACCCCUACAUCGUGCGCAUGAUCGGCCUCUGCGAGGCAGAGAACCUCAUGCUGGUCAUGGAGAUGGCCGCCUUCGGCCCGCUCAACAAGUUCCUGUCCUCCAAGAAAGACCAGAUAUCCGUGGAGAACGUGGUGGAGCUGAUGCACCAGGUGUCUCUGGGCAUGCUCUACCUGGAGGAGAACAACUUUGUGCACAGAGAUCUGGCCGCCCGCAACGUGCUGCUGGUUAACCAGCACUACGCCAAGAUCAGCGACUUCGGCCUGUCCAAGGCCCUGGGUGCCGACGGCAACUAUUACAGGGCACGUGCAGCGGGAAAAUGGCCUCUGAAGUGGUACGCCCCGGAAUGCAUCAACUUCCACAAGUUCUCCAGCAAGAGUGACGUGUGGAGCUUCGGGAUCACCAUGUGGGAGGCCUUCUCCUUCGGGGGGAAGCCGUACAAGAAAAUGAAAGGCCCAGAGGUGAUGAGCUUCCUAGAGUCAGGGAAGCGCAUGGACUGCCCCACAAGCUGCCCGGAGGUCAUGUACACCCUGAUGAAGGACUGCUGGACAUACAAGCACGAGGAACGGCUGGGUUUCGCGAAAGUGGAGGAGCGGAUGCGGACCUACUAUUACUCCAUCUCAAAGAAGACACCGCCGGAGAAGCCUGAAGCCGCCGCCCUAGAGAAUGACCCGCCCGAGUAGAACAGACCAUCUCUGCUCACUGGGCCCUUUAGCGCCCUCUAUGUGCACCAUGGGAAUUACUGUACACAUGCAGCGGUUUUAAGUUAAUUUGUUGCUUGACAAGUGGAUUUUUAUAACCCAUUGGCAAAUGUUGAAUCAAACUCUCUCAUCUCAUUAGCAAUAUGUUUGUCUUAUUGUAGGAAAAAAAGGUGACAAAAAUACUUGAGAUUGAGUUAUUUUUUUUAUGUUUGCUGUGUAGGCCAAGGCCAGGAGGUAUGGUGAGCUCACUGUAAUUGGUCAGUUAGGGUCUGAGUCUCGACCAAAACCAACCUUCCCUGCAGCCCAACACCAUCAGGGCUCAGAUCUACAGCUAAAGCAGUGCAGAUAAAAAAGCAUAAGAUAGUGCACUCGGUCCUCUUCACAAGGCAGGAGAGAUAGGCGUGUGAGAAUGUACAGUUGCUAAUCUUCUCAAACGACAGCUGAAGUGUGUUUGCUGGCAAUGUUAUUGUUUUAUUUUGAAUGGUGUUACUCUGUAAAGUUUUGAUUUAUGAGACUUCUUCUCUUUAAAGCCUUUGCACGAGAAGCAUAAUGCCGCUUUAUUGUAAUGGUUAGAUUUUAUUUCCUGCAAAUACAUUUUUUUUUUUACAUUUUGGCAGGAUGCCAAGUAUAUAAUUAUUAUAAUAUUAAUAUUUUUAAGGUAUUUUUGGCUUGGUCUUCAAGAGUGAAAUUGUAUUGUCUAUUGUGUAGUCAAAAAGUAGUCACCUCACUUCAAGUACUUUUUAAUUUUAAAAGUUUGUGGCAUGCAUAGUGGAAUCACUAUUAACUCUGUGAAGAGUAGGUUUUUAUGGGAAUGUUUUUUUUCAGUGUUCUAGAACUGCAUUGCUUUGGAUUACCAGUACUGAUUGUGACAUCGGCAUUAGAAUGUUCAAUUGAGAACAUUCUAAUUGCAUAUUUGUGAUCUUUACACCAUAAAGGGUUAAUGAAACAUUCAGAAGUCACUUAUUCAACUGGCUUGCAUACUAAUUUCAUAUGUACACCCAAGAUUGCUUAGAGUAGAAAUAUGAAUACUUUUUCAAAUGGAAUUGGCACAGGUAUGUUAUCUUUCAUUGCAACAUAGCUAAAUGUUUUCCACAUAUAUGUCUAAAAAGAGUAUGUUUUUUUUCCUAUAGAUAUAUAUUGACUGCCUUUUUGAUACGCCAACUAAUGUGCAUCAUGAAUCAAACUACUGAACUACUGGUCUAUUAACCUAUUCCUGUCAAACUGCUAUGAAAACAGUUUUUGUUUGAGUUCAUUUGAACUUGUAUCAUUUUUUAAAAUUUCAAUAAAAGUAUUUCCAUUCA
Messenger RNA from Conger conger (European conger), 3700 nucleotides. Its product is annotated as tyrosine-protein kinase ZAP-70. The record is from RefSeq and is a predicted model, not a curated record. Bases 552 to 2381 code for a protein of 609 amino acids. Gene Ontology annotation, cellular component: cytoplasm; extrinsic component of cytoplasmic side of plasma membrane. The transcript is spliced from 13 exons. Gene Ontology annotation, biological process: cell surface receptor protein tyrosine kinase signaling pathway; intracellular signal transduction; protein phosphorylation. NCBI's taxonomy places the organism in Eukaryota, Metazoa, Chordata, Actinopteri, Anguilliformes, Congridae. Gene Ontology annotation, molecular function: signaling receptor binding; non-membrane spanning protein tyrosine kinase activity; ATP binding.